Molecule: messenger RNA, 3630 nt
Organism: Plasmodium malariae
Lineage: Eukaryota; Apicomplexa; Aconoidasida; Haemosporida; Plasmodiidae
Product: conserved Plasmodium protein, unknown function
Exons: 3
Coding region: 1-3630 (1209 amino acids)
Source: RefSeq, a predicted model, not a curated record
AUGGAGGGAUACCCUUACAACUAUAACAGCACGAAUGAGAAGAAGAGGAGUACUAUGUUUAGUGAAAAUGAACGAUGUGAGAAUUGUAACGGUAGCAGGAAUCCUUGCAAUGGUUCUGAUAUGAAUGUCGUUACAGGAGAAGAGGAAAAUAUAUCGAAAAAAAAAAACAAUAUGUAUAUGUUAAAUAAUGGUCAUUACUGUGAAAGAAAGGAAGAAGAUGAAUGUAAUGAGUCAGGAAGCAAUAGCUUUAGGAAGAGAAAAAAGAAAAGUAGGAAAAAUAUUUUACGUGUUAUAUGCAAAAAAUAUGUGAAAUUAACAAUGGAUAAACCAUGGUGCAUUAUUCUGAGUAUGAUUAUCGGCUCUUUAAUAUUCAUGAUAAUAAGUAUUUCUUUCUGUAAUAGUUUGUUUGCAGAUGUUAAUAAUAGUGCAUUUGUAUUGUUUAAAUCCUUUUUGAACAAGAUAAAAGGAGUAGAAUAUUUCAAAAUAAACGUAAUAAAAACAAGCGAUACAUUAGUUCAGUCGAAUAAUGAAAUUGGGAAAAAUGUUGACCAUUUUUUCAAGUUUUAUAAAAAGGAAAAGACAGCAACAUUACUGUUUUAUUUAGAUGAUAAAGAAGAAUGUGAAAAUAUAUUAAAUUAUAGUUCAUUGAAAGAUAUUUUUUUUUUACUUGAAUACUUUAAACAAAUAAAUCAUGAGAAUAACAUUGAGGAUAAAAACGGGCAUAAAAUUGAGGAUAAAAAUGAGAAUAAAAAAACAUGGAAAAAUAUGUGCAAAAAAUUUGACAUUCCAUUUAAUGGUACGAAAUGUUUUGUAUUAGGUCUUUACACAGUUGCUGAAUUACAAAAUGGACAGUAUGACUUGGUGAAUAACUGGAAUGAUUAUUUUAAUAAUUUGUUAAGGGAAAAUGACAAAUCGGUAAAAACCUUUUUUAGUAGGGAAAUUAUUUUAUUACCUACCUUUUUAUAUUACCCUCAUAAUACCUUUAAAAAAUCACGUAACAAAUUAGAGGAUGUAUUAUCAGAUAUAUCAGAAAGUGUUAAAGCUUAUUUAUUUGUUUAUAAUUUUGAUGAAAAUGCUGAUGAUGUACUACUUAAUGAAUGGUAUAGAACAUUAAAUAGAUAUGUAGAAUUAAUAAAUGAAAAAAAGAUUACACAUUUAGUUAUUAACAACCCAGAUGGUACUAAUUUUACACAUCAGUUGAAUAAGAAAAGAAAUUGGCAUAUUUCUGUUAUGAACGAGAAGAUAUUAGAAGAAAACGAAACUGAGUCAUUUAUUGUGGGAAUAAAAACGAAUUAUAUAUUUGUAAUUCUUUCUUUUUUAUUUAUAAUUUUUUAUAUUAAUUAUUACAUAUCAUCGAGUACACUGAAAUUUAAGGGAAAGAUAGUUCUACUUCUUUCGAUGUAUAUAUUAACGCUGUUUUCAUUCUGCUCAAGUUUUUUUUUUAGUUUACUAUUUCAAAUAAGCGUACUAAGAUUUUAUCUAAUAAAUUACUAUGUCCUCUUUUUCCUGAGUUUUCUAUACCUAUGUAUUACUGUUUUUUACUAUAACAAAUGCGUAGCGGCAUGCUCGAAGAAAAUGGCUCAAAAGUUAGAAAAAAAAAAAGCAUACCGUAGUAGUGGCAGUAAUAGCAGUAGUAAUGGAAGUAAUAGCAGUAGUAAUGGAAAUAAUAGCAGUUGUAAUGGAAGUAAUAGCAGUUGUAAUGGAAGUAAUAGCAGUAGUAAUGGAAGUAAUAGCAGUAGUAACAGUGGCAGCAAUAACUGCAGUGAUCAUAGUAGGAACGACUUGGCAGAUAUGAGCAAAGAGCACAUUCAUGCGACGUACAAAUCCUUAUAUUUCGUUGGGAAAAUUUCGAUGGUACUUAUAGCUAUAUAUCUCGUUGGUUUUACAUGCAGUUACACAAUUGUUAAGAAGUUCUGUAUAUGUUCUAUAUUUGCAAUUAUUUCGUUGUUCCUUUUUUACGCAUCCUUUUUUAACAAUAUAUUUUCCUUACUAUUAUACAAGAAUAAAAAGACAAUUUUUCGUUUAAGCAAUGAAUCUCAUGAGCAUAUAAUUGAACUGUCAAAAGGGGAAAAAAAUGUAGAUAUUGGAGCAGCGCAAAUAAAAGUGCAAAACAAUCAUAAUAGAAACAAUAACAAGUGUAAUACAUUCUGCAAUGGAAUACUCGUAACAGGAGAGAUGUGUGAUAUUAAUAUGAAUAAAGAGAAAGGAUGUAUAAAUGUAAAUGAAUGUUCUGAUGAGAAGCGGGUAUACAAGGAUCAGACAAAUGACUUUAAUUGUUGUAAUUGCAAAAGUGAAACAGAACAAAAGGCAGAAAAAUUAAGAAAAAAAGAAUCCAAAAAUGCUAAAUCGUAUAAAAAGGGUUUUACAUUCCUUGUUUUGCUUUUCCUUUUAUUAUUUUUAGCUUUGUUCUUAUGUAUUUUUAUUACUAAUAAAACAAAAUAUGAUAUUUACACAUAUAUGAGCAAAUAUUCAAAGUUAAGGACUUUUGUAGAAAAUUUUGAAAAGAAAGCAGGGUAUGUAGUAGAACCUGCCUACUUGGUGUUACCUUCUUCAUAUGAAUAUGACUAUGAAAAAGAAGAAAAUAUGGAUAAUAUUAUAAAGUUAAUAGAAUUUUUGAAAAAGGAAGGGUAUAUUAAUGAUCCCAUUAUGUCAUGGGUUCAUGCAUUUAAGUUAAUUAAAAAUGAUUGUAUAAAUACAUUUCCAUUCGAUAAUAUAUAUGAUCUAGAAGAGCAUAUGAAUGAUUGUAACAAUUUCAUUCCACAAUAUGAACACAAACUACUCCAUUUGGAAAAAUUAAAAGAAAUCUUUUGUAUUAGUGAAGGAGUAAUAUGCCAUAACUUUUAUGAUAUUAUUUAUGAAUGGUUAACUAUGAAAGAAGAUGGAGUUUACAAUAGUAAUAUUUUUACAAUUAAAACAGAUUAUCAUAAUAAUAUUAAUACGAUUCUACCCCAAAUCCACACGAUAACACCCCAUUUAUUCUAUGAAAAUUACGUAAAGAUGGACGAGAAACAUAAUAUAACCAGCAGUAGAAUAGGAUUCAUGCUACAUAAUUAUACAAGCAAUUAUGACAAGAAUGUAGAAAAUUUCACAAAAAUAAAAAAUAUCAUUAAAAAAAGUGGUAUCAAGAAUGCCUAUUUUUAUUCAGAAACAUAUGUUCUAUUUAACCAAGCCAUGGAAUUUCAACAUGAAUAUAAAUUUAUGUUAAUUCUUUAUUUUUUCAUAUAUUUAAUUGCUUUAUAUAUAUUUAGCAUUAAUGCAAUAGUAAUGAUAUUUCAGUUCUGGUUAUACAAUAACUUAAGUGUAGUAUAUUUCAUGCAUUUUUUCUCUGUUAAUACAGAUGCAAUAACAAUUAUUCUUAUGAAAAUAGGUGCAAUAAUAUCUCUUUCUCACUAUUUGUUUUCUACUCUAUAUUUCAAAGCAGUCCUUGAUAAAAAAAUGAACUUGACCAGAAGUGUGAAGGAAUCACUGCCCUAUUUCUUAUUUUUGGUAUUAUACUUGAUUACUUUCAGCAUGAGAGAUUAUAUUUCCAACGUUUUAAGAAUACUACUUUUCAGUCAUAUAAUUUGGUUUCUUUUAUACUACUUUACAAUUUUGUGUAUACACAAAAUUAAUUUAAGCAGAUCAGCAUGA